AUGGAUGGCCUUCGGAAGAUAAAGCGGGGGGGGAACGAGAAAAUGGGUCCCCAAAGGCCACUCGCUUUUGGUAAAGAGUCGUCGGGUCCUACGAGUCUUUUGGAGCUCCAAUUGAAGGAGCUUGACCGUGGCCUGUAUGUAUCUCCACCUUCAGCGGCUGUUGAGGGUUCCUCUUCUGCGGCUCUCUUUGACUUCGUCUCUUUUUUGAGGAAUUUUUUUCAGAACGAAUUCCAGCCCGUGUCUAUCGCGCUUGAUGCUGCUGCUGCUGCUACAGCUGCAGCGAGCGGACAGGAAACAUUUACAUCUGCGAGGGCCGUCGCAAUAUUCAGCCAAGUCCCUGGUAACGCCAAAGCUACCCCGUCCUUGUGGACAGCCCCACUACCCUCUAGAGUUGAAGUCGUAGGCAGCUGUGGGGCGGGCAUGGGGCCUCCUGCCUUUGCGCGCAACUUGGACGUGGCUUUAGAACUCCCCGAAGACGCAAUUGACAAACGUGACUACUUGAACUACAGGUACCUAGCAAAGCGCGCGGCAUACGUGGACCUUCUGCACGUCCAACUGCAAGAGGCCGUAGCUAAGCAGCAGCAUCAGCAGCAGUGGGCCUGGGCGAGCACAUGCAAGCGGGCCUGUUUGAAGGUGGAGGCGGAAGUACGGCCGUGGCGCCUGGAUGGGCUGAAGACGAUCCUUUGCUUCAAGUUCGUGCCCCUCGAAAGCAGAGCGAAGGAGGUUGCAGUGGUAGAAGAUACAGAUGCAAACGACCGGCGGACCCAGCAGCGGCUCUGUCGUCAGCUUCAAAACUGGGAGGUGCGUCUGCUCGUCAGCUGCUGCGGGGGAGUUUUUAAGGAAAAAUUCUUGAGGCCCGACGCAAAUGCAGUGCGGCGCAGAACAACUGCCACCAAGGGCCUCCAAGAAGCGGCGGAUGCAAAGGAGACACCUAUGACAGAUGCCCAAGUCAAGGCUCUGCCUCCCACACCCUACUACAACAGUCUCGUUCUAGAGGACUGCCGGCUCGUUAGUGGCUCGCCUGCAACUGUCUCCUCCUUCCACAUCCUCGCAGGUUCAUCAAGCACGCGGACAUUCUCCGCAAAUGUGCCGCUGAGUUCGCCGGCUUCGGCAGUGCUGUUCGCCUGCUCAAGGCUUGGGCUAGGCGGCGAUCUCUUCUUGAUUCGGGGUCCUCUGCGUGCAACCCUAUUACAGGCAAGCGCGGCUUCGUUGCGCCUCCCUUGGACUCUGGACAGGUUCAUUUUCUGCCGAAAACUUCCCAGUGAUAGUUCGAAGCGGGGCAGCGUCUGCUGCGGCUUUACUCUGUCUCUGGUUCUGGCACACGUCUGCCUGGCCUCGGGAGACGUGUGCCGAGUCGCUGCCCCUGUGCAGCUGUUCCGAUUGGCGCUCUCUUUCCUUGGAGGUGCGGAUUUCCAGGGUCACUACUAUUGCAUGGGGGAGGAGACAGGCCGCCUCAAAACCCAGCUGCCAGAGGAGGCAAGUGCCCGCCUGGAGGCAGCUGUCGCAGCGCGUAACGACGCAGCUGAUGCCGCUGCUACCAUCAGUCCUGCUGCUGCCUUCUCUGGUGCGAAUGAAACAGAACAGGCUGCAUAUGCACCGCAGUGGGGCCGUCGAGAACUGUGCGUGGGGCUGGUAGAAGACGCUCUGCUCUUUGACUCGAACGAAAAGGCAUUUAACAUCUUGUGGCGUGCGCAGCUGCAUAUCCAGGUAUUGGAACUGCAACACGAAGCGCGGAGCAGCCUGACUGCGUUGCAGAAGCUGGAAGACCCUUUUCCGCUCCUGUUUGGGGAGCAACAGGAGCACCUGCUACUCAAGUCGGACUUGUGGGUGCAAAUCCCGUCCUUGCCUCCACGCGGACAUGCCUACGACCUCGAGACGUCGAUCCCCGUGGCAAACUACGAUGCCCCGACCCCAGACCGCCGUCACGUGGGUCAAGGUCCCCCCUAUGAGGAAGGAGACCCUUUGGCUCGCGACGACCCCACACACUUCGAUCCCCCAAAAUGGGAGAUGGCUCCUGCGUUCUUAGGGGCGGCGACAGUCGCGCGCAUCCUCGUCAGGGGCCUCGGUGACCGCAUGCAGACGUUCCGCGUCCGCUUCGCUCUUGCUGGACCCGCGAUUCCAGUGCCACGAGACGGAAACCCAGCCGACAUCUUUUCAAUUGGAGUGGUGAUCUGUGUCACCUUGAAUGGAAGGACGUCUGCCCGCCUUCUCGACAGAGGCCCUUCUGUGGUGGAUGCAACGGAAGCUGCUUCACAGACCCCGCGGGCUGUCGCUGCUGACAGCUUCAGGAAGUUCUGGGGUACUCGCUGCGAUGUGAGGCGGUUUCAAGAUGGGCGCAUGCUCCAUUGCGUCUUGUGGGAGAAGUUCGCGGUCUUCGAAGGACUUCAGGCACUUGACAGAGCUUCGGGAGAAACUGCGAUGUCGCAGACACCCCCGGAACAGAUCGUACGGCAUGUCCUGCAGCGGCAUGCAGGAGGCAUUUGCCAAUACACUGCCUCGUGCACCAAGACUGAGACAACCACAGCUUCUAAGAAACAAGCAGAAAGGCUUCAGCUAAGCGUCCAUUGCAGCCCUUUGGGUCCUAAUGGCCCUCUAUCCGACAGGCAAAAGGCUCUUGUACGGGCAUUUGCAGAGCUGAAGAAUUUACUGUGCGCCCUAAGUUCCAUUCCGCUGACCAUCAAGCAAGUCUGGCAUUCGGACGCUGCAUUACGGCAUACAGAAGUCUUCUCCUCAAACAUUUGGGAGCCCGAAAAGCCGAACGAUUCAACUGUGCACUCGGUCGUCGUCCAGUUUGAAGACUCGGGCAAGUGGCCUGUGGAGCGAGAAGCCGUUUGCAAACUUAAGACGGCAUUUCUGGUAGCCAUGAACGAGGAGCUCUUGCGUGACUACUCUGUUUCAAGUAACGUCAUGGAGUCCUUUCUGGAUAUUCACUUUCAGUCGUUCAUUUUCCGCGUCCAAAUAUUCCAUCCCAACGAAGUCAUGGAGGAGGCAAACAUCUUUACCGACUUCUCUCUAAAACCAAUCAGACUGCACCUUGGAAAGGCGCAGAGUGGACCUUCCAGUAGCGGCCGGGAGACUUUGACAUUUGCCGGUGGUUCAGUCGACGGACAAAAUAUAGCUAAGCAUGUGUGCGAUACAUUGCUUCAAGAAGACGUAGCCCUCUUGUCCGCUGUAAACCCAUACCACACGGACAGAGUAUUGCACCUCCGCAAUCUUUGGUGGGCACCGCAAGCUGCCGCUCUGGUUCACAGCUUGGCUCUCAAGCACACAGCUUUCGCCGGUGCCGUCAGACUGACGGUUUCGUGGCUGAGCAAGCAGCUUAUUGUGGGGGCGGUCCAUUUUGUGGAACACGUCUUGGCAUUCCUUUUUGUCGACUACAUGAGGACCGGCUAUGGUAGUGAGCCACAAAGCCCACAUGUGGCUUUUUUGCGGUUCCUUCACUUUGUCAGUUCAUUUGAUUGGGAGCACAAUGCUCUGCUUGUUUCGUUUGAUGCGUCGGCCCCACUGACCGAUGAACAGCGGCAACACAUGCAGGUCUCUUUCGAGCAUUUCGGUCAUGUCCCGUCGGUACACUCUGUUCUAGACCCACAUGGCUUUAUACUUCCACGCCCUGAUCCUGCAUCCUUCCGUCGCCUUUUGGGAUGCGCCCGAGAUUGCUUUAUGAAAAUACGUGCCAUCUGCAUAACUUCCUCGCGGUUGACUGCAGUUUGGAAGGGUCUAUUCGCGACCGACUGGCGCCAAUUCGAUAUCAUAGUUAAACUCAAAGACCCUCUAGCAGCUCGGCAGACCAGUUCUCAAGAUACAGCCCCGCAAAAAAAGAGGCGGUUUGCAAACUUGGCAUUCAGCAGCAGCACAACGGACAGCCCAAAAGAAUCUGCUUUCCCCGACACCUUUGUUCUAGGGCUGGACUUUGUACAAGCUCAGCAGCUUGCGGGAGGACUCCCAGACUCCAUUGCUUUGAAGAUACCGCCAGCGGCGCUCCUCUGUAGAGGGUUGCAGCCCACAGAAGUCUCGCCACGUCUUCUUGCUUGUCCCUCUUGGGAGGCGCAGAAGGCUUCUACUACUGCUAGCGAAUCACUCAAGGAAGCCAAUAGCUCGCCAUCAGAAGAACGGGCUUUUAUGGCUGUCCUCAGCCCGUCGAUGCUGGUAGGAGGCAUCAGUACGAUAGCGGCGGGAUUGAUAGAGACUGUGGUGCUCACGUAG
Eimeria maxima is the source of this 4203-nucleotide messenger RNA. RefSeq lists its product as hypothetical. The transcript is spliced from 15 exons. Gene Ontology annotation, cellular component: UTP-C complex; small-subunit processome; CURI complex. NCBI's taxonomy places the organism in Eukaryota, Apicomplexa, Conoidasida, Eucoccidiorida, Eimeriidae. Bases 1 to 4203 code for a protein of 1400 amino acids. Gene Ontology annotation, biological process: rRNA processing; tRNA export from nucleus. The record is from RefSeq and is a predicted model, not a curated record.